AUGCAAAAUAUUACCUAUGCCGAUAAGAAUGUCACAGUUGUCGGUCUUAAAAUCAAAUUCCGGUCUGAGCCAGAGGGCCGUGGAACCAUGGGUAUCAUUCUUAGUUGUGUUGCAACUUUCCUCUUCUGCAUCUGGGGGACUGUCCACCCUAACAUCGUCGUCGGGGCGAAAUCCUACUACCGACUCUUCUACAAAGCAGUACUCAUGCUUAUCGCGGUUGUUGUCCCCGAAGGUCUCAUACUAUCCGCCUUUGCGCAGUAUCGUGAAGCAAAAGAGCUUCACAAUCUGUGGUUGGAGAAGUAUAAAGACGAGAACGAGCCAUGGUAUACCUUCUUGAAGUUCUGGGAGGACUCCAAGAGUACCUUUGGCAUGGAAGGGGCAUUCUUUGUGGUGAUGGGUGGGUUCGUGGUAGCGAGCAGCGCUGUUGAUGGUCAGGGUAAGGAUACCGAACAACAGGCAACCUCCGCACAUAUGGCACAAAACAAAGAAUAUGUUAUUCUCACAUCUGAAGGUUUUAAACACUAUUACAGGAAUCUUAUCGACAAGGACGAGAUGAGGUGCCAUAGAAAAGCAAUUCUCGAUAAGGGGAAAGCGAGUAAUAUGGCCAAAUGUCUCGCCGGUCUCCAGGCGUCGUGGUUGAUCGUGCAGUGUUUUGCACGAUGGCAAGCAGGUUUACCUGUAACGUUGCUUGAAGUUCACGUGGCAAUACAGGUUUUCUGCACAAUGAUAAUAUUCUUCUGCUGGUGGAGCAAACCUUUGGAUGUCAACGAGCACAUUGAGAUAACCCUGGGAAGGAAGGGCGGACCUUGUAAACCAGACGAUGGGUGUGAUCAAUUCGACGCGACCAGAAACCACUCAAGUUCUCCCUCAAAGGCGCAGCCUUGCCUAAGCCGUCGGCGUACCUCACUAGCCGUACCGGACGACCUUGAGCGCGGGGGAACAGGCGCGGGGCAGGCAGGGGGUGACCUGAAGUCGGAAUGGGAUAGUCUCAAGUCCGAAGAGAAGAAGCUCAGAGAAAAUCGAGAGAAGAAUAUCGCGGUUAACCCCACAGGCCAAAGGUUCAUCCGCAAAAGGACGCCACCAGACCUAACCGGAAUAACUGCAAAGGCUUUCUACGACAUCUCCAGCUGCCUCGACAAUUCAAACAAAACUGAUAAUUCGGACAAAAGCGGAAAUAAACCGGACAGGAAGACGGACUGGAUAGCGAUGGGGGCCGAGGUAUCGUUAGUGAUUUUAGCUGGCGCCCUACAUGCCGCGGCGUGGUACUUUCCUUUCCAAACUCAAGCUGGAAGGGUUUUAUGGCGGGCAUCGUCCGUAGGCAUGUGCGCGUCUCCCACCCUCGCCGUGCUUAUUGCAUCCGUCACGGCCUACCAAGUAGACCUAGCGACCGCGGUCUGGGAAAUCCAUCUCGGGGACCGCGAAGAUUAUACAAGCAAACGCCAUCUCCGGGGGGUUACGAAGGCGGUCGGCGAUCAGUUAGGGAGAAUGGCAAAGCGACACGGCUAUCAGAUCGAUCAGCAAGGAGAAAAUGGAAGGAAUAAACGGCAUGGAGCUUACAUGACCACUUUGCAUUGGUUGCUGAUCUGUGUUGUUUUACUGUUGCUCGUGGCGUAUGCGGUUUCUAUUAUUAUAAUCACGAUCAUAGCCUUUCUGAGUAUGCGGCACCCACCCGUAGGAUCAUAUAACACACCGAGGUGGAACGACUAUUGGCCGCAUUUUUAG
Messenger RNA from Morchella sextelata, 1722 nucleotides. RefSeq lists its product as uncharacterized. The transcript has a single exon. NCBI's taxonomy places the organism in Eukaryota, Fungi, Ascomycota, Pezizomycetes, Pezizales, Morchellaceae. The coding region runs from base 1 to 1722 and encodes 573 amino acids. The record is from RefSeq and is a predicted model, not a curated record.